UCUGGCAAAUAGAAUUAAUGGGAUUAUGCCUUUGAUAAGUAGUAGUUCCCAGUCUGCAUUUAUUAAUGAGUAUCAUGGAUCAUAUACUGAUGGCUCAGGAACUGGUGAGUGGGUAUAAUAGGCGAUUACUUUCAUCUCGAUGUGCCAUUAAAGUUGAUAUAAUGAAGGCAUUCGACUCUGUAAGUUGGAGGUACCUGUUUUUCAUGAUGAAUGUCAUGGAUUCCCUGCAACUUUUUUGAAGUGGAUUAGAAGUUGUUUGCAAACUGCUCAUUACAGCAUCAAUGUGAAUGGAAGCCUUUGUGGGUUCUUUAGAGCCAGGAAAGGUGUGCGUCAGGGUGAUCAUUGUCACCUUACCUUUUUACCAUUGCAAUGGAGGGGUUGUCUACAAUGUUAACUGAGGUAGGCCAGUCAGGGGUUCUUCCAUUCCAUCCUCUGUGUAAGAGAGUAGCAUUGAACCACUUAUGCUUUGCUGACGAUUUGCUAAUAUUCACUAAGGGGUCUGCUCAGGCAAUAAUGCAGGUCAAAGCGAUUCUAUAGCGUUUCUAUCAGAUAUCAGGACUUAACAGCAAUCCUGCCAAGUGUGAAAUCUAUUUUGGUGGGGGUUCCAUUCUCUACAAGCACAAUGCUCUGGCUCUUACAGGAUUUCAGGAAGGGAAACUGGCAGUCCGAUACUAGGAUUACCUUUGCUGUCUGGCAAAUUAUCUUCAGCGGAAAUUGAUAGUCUGGUUGAGAAAAUUACUAAAAGGAUCAGGUCUUGGUGGGCCAAGAAAGUCUCAUAUGCAGGAAGAUUGCAACUUCUUAACUCUGUACUCCUGGGGGUGGUUCAAUUCUGGAUGCAAUGUUCAUUCUACCGAAGCAAACUCUCAAGAGAAUACAAAAGGUUUGUUCUUAGUUUCUCUGGCAUGGACUAGAUGAAGGAAAGGCAAAAGUGGGGUGGGAGCAGGUAGCCCUCCCUAAACGGGAAGGGAGACUGGGGGUCAAAGAUUUGGUUGCUUGGAAUCAGGCUUGCACUAUAAGAAUGCUCUGGUUGUUUUUGAUGAAUUCAGGGGCUUUAUGGGUGGCCUGGAUGAAGGAAUAUAAAUGUGGGCAAUGUGAUAUGUGGUCAUUAAGAGUGCAGUACAGUAGCUCAUGGGCUUGGAGAAGACUUCUCAAGCUUGGAACUGUGGGUUUCCCCUGGAUACAUAAGCAUAAUGAUGUAGUCUAUUGGGAUUCAAAAGAGAUGGAUACUUACUCAAUCCGUCGAGUCUGGGAAACUUUGAGGAGCAGGGCUCCUAGAGUUGUGUGGUACAUGUUGGUAUGGAAUAGUAACUAACCACCUCGUUACAGCAUGAUUGCCUGGUUAAUAAUGAAGAAUGCAAUUGUCACAAGGGAUAAACUACUAAAAUGGGGAAAGAUCAGGACAGCAGACUGUCUGCUAUGUGGCAAAUGAGUGGAGAGCAGGGAUCAUCUCUUUACUCAGUGCACAUUUGCAAGGGAUCUUGCUGCUGAGAUAAGGUGUAACGUGCUGCUGCAUCCUGAUUGGGAUACUUUGAUACACUCCCUGACUUCUGCAGGAACAACAAGAACAGGGGAAUGGCAAGCUCUCGUUUGGUGCUUCUUAGUGACGUUUAUUUGGAAGGAAAGGUGCGGGGUAGUCCAUGGCGCUUCAUGUCGCACACCAAGGCAAGUUGCAGACCUUAUCAAGCAGAAAUUAACGCUCCUCACAUAUGGGAAUAGAGGGAUCCGAGAUACCUUAGUUGGGUUGAGAUACUUAUAGUUUUGUUUUUGCUGUUUGUUCCUUUUGUCUUAGUAUAGAACGCAGAUAGGUUGUGAGGUGUUUUUUCCAGUUGGUGACUUUGGGAUGAUUAUCCCUCUUUCGUUGUAUUGGUUUCUUGCAGAAAUAAAGCGACUGAUUCAACGGAAAAAAAAGAAAGGGAAACAAAAGCUCCAAAUCCAUAAAACCAUGUUGGGAGGAGUAAAUAUGGCAUUAAAUACACUGACUGAGGUAGGAAGGUUUGAGGGGGUAUAUGUCGUAUUGUCAAGUGUCUGUAUGUAGAAAGACAGAGAGACAGAGAUAAUAAAGCGCCCUUUCUUUCCCCAUUUCCUUCCAUCCCCCAUCCACUGUUAAAUAAAGCAUCACUUCUUCUCAAUUUGCAGCAGAGAACACACAGAUAAGUAGCCACCCAAAAGCUAGAAUCAAAGAAGAAGAAGGGAUGAAAUGGAAGAAAGAGGGAGGUGUUGGUUGAAUAUUGGUUCUGUGUUCCGCUGUAGCCCAUGCUUGGAAACCCUUUUCAAAUCCUUCCUCAACUGCUUAGGUUUUCAUGGUGAUGAUGAUCAUCAUCAAGAAGAGCAGCAGCAGCAGCAAGAAGGGGAGCAUGCAGCAGCAGCAGCAGAUCAGGCAGCUGAUCAAGAUGGAGGAGGGUUCACUUCCAUCAACACCAACUAUCAGCAGGAAACAGCAGGUUCAACAUCAGGAGUGGUGUCCCUUCGAGCUGUAGCGGUAAGAAGACCUGGAAGGCCUCCAGUGAGCUCUGGAGGAGGUGGUCAAAUCAAUGCUGCUUCAGCUUAAUUAAUUGUUUUACCAAUUAUUUACCUUUUACCUAUAUCAAUUUGUUCUUCUUCUUCUUCUUCUUCUUUUUUUUUUUGGUAAGCUUGAGUCAAGAAUUGGGUGUGGCUUUUUGGGGAUUCUCUCUUCUCUCUUUUGGUGUUGCUCAAGUUUCAUAGUACUUUUGUAGUUGCUGGAUGUACAUGUAUUAUUAUUAUUAUACACUACUAUACAUGGCAUUGUAUUUUAGAGCCAUAUGUCAAAUUGGUCACUCAACUUCAAUGGUUCUAUGAAUUUUCGUUGGCCGAGAAAGAUAACUAAUGUGACCGUCAAUAUUCAUUUUGAUUUUUUAUGAAUAUUUCUAUAUAAAUGAUAAAGUUAGUUGAACUGGGUACGACUCGUCUUUUUAUCUCGUAUCGAAUGAUACUUGAGAAUUAUAAUUCAUUGUACUCGAAAUCAUGCUACUCACAUUCAACUCCUCAGUUACCUUAUUUUUCAACUAUGUAUUUCGGUGAGUGAGCACAUCGGUACAAAAUGAUUUCAACGAUAAACCUUAUCAUGUCGUAUGAUUUGAUUGACAAUUACGUUAGUUUUCUUAAAUUCUAGCAACACGCUCACUAAAAUUUCGAUUUUGGUAAUAGGUACUUGUUAAUGAUUUCGAUUUUGGUAGUGAGCACAUCUGUACAAAAUGAUUUCAACGAUAAACCUUAUCAUGUCGUAUGAUUUGAUUGACAAUUACGUUAGUUUUCUUAAAUUCUAGCAACACGCUCACUAAAAUUUCGAUUUUGGUAAUAGGUACUUGUUAAUGAACCCCCCCCCCCCCCCCAAGCCUUACUAUAACCAUGUUAUACAAUUGAUCACCCUGUAUAUAUUUGACAAUAAAGAAACCGGAAGUAAUUAAAUUCACAAUUACUGAUUAACAAGUACAGCUGAACAGAAGAUUGGUUAAGAUAGAUGGGAUUUGGGGGUUUAAAUGAAAGAAAUUAAUGACGGGCCCAAUUUCUCAACCUAACAUCGUUAAGAAAAAAGUAGCAAUCUUCUCCACUAAUGGAAAACUUCGAGUUUGCUUCUCCUCUUUCCCAUUCUUAGUACCCUAAUUCAUGACAUACCAACUGUCUGUCCUGGUUUCCAUUGAAUACAGACAGAAUUAAUGG
Molecule: messenger RNA, 3678 nt
Organism: Linum trigynum
Lineage: Eukaryota; Viridiplantae; Streptophyta; Magnoliopsida; Malpighiales; Linaceae
Source: the annotation of a GenBank genome assembly